UUCUCUUAUAACCGGUUAGUUGCUGUUUUGUUUGAGAAAAGUGAAAAGUCAUUGUGGAAUAUUUUCAGUAUUCAAAUAACAGUUUUGAGUAGUGCUUUUUAAUUUUGUCAUAAUCGAAAAACAUGGGUACCUCACGAUACGAUCGUGCCAUCACUGUAUUCUCUCCAGAUGGUCAUUUGUUCCAAGUAGAAUAUGCCCAAGAAGCCGUCAAAAAAGGUUCAACUGCUGUUGGAGUAUGCGGUAAUGCAAUAGUUGUACUCGCUGUAGAAAAAAAAUCUGUGGCAAAACUUCAAGAAGAGCGUACCAUGAGAAAGAUUUGUCUUCUUGAUGAUCAUGUAGUGAUGGCUUUUGCAGGUUUAACAGCUGACGCACGCAUAUUAAUUGACCGUGCCCGUGUGGAAUGCCAAAGCCACAAAUUGACAGUUGAAGAUCCUGUGACUUUGGAAUAUAUAACCAGACAUAUAGCUCAGCUGAAACAAAAAUAUACGCAGAGUAACGGUAGGCGACCAUUUGGCAUAUCAGCGUUGAUAGCCGGAUUCGAUUUCGACGGUACACCCCACCUUUUCCAAACAGAUCCGUCAGGAGUAUAUCAUGAGUGGAAGGCCAAUUCCAUUGGAAGGAGCUCCAAAACCGUCCGAGAAUAUCUUGAAAAGAAUUAUUCCGAGGAAAUUAUUGCUCAAGAUGAGUCUACAAUCAAACUAGCCAUUAAAGCUUUGCUGGAAGUCGUUCAGGGCAAGAAUUUAGAAGUUGCUGUUAUGAAAAAGGGUACUCCCUUAACUAUACUGGAUGCCAAGGCAGUCAGUGAUUAUGUGUCAGCGAUUGAAAAGGAAAAAGAAGAUGAAGCUGCGGAAAAGAAGAAACAAAAGAAAUGAUGUGUAUUGGAUUAUUAAAUGUGUUAAGAUGUGUAACAAAUUUUCAGCUUGUUCUCAUGAUUAAAUCUACUUUGAUAUGUAAA
Parasteatoda tepidariorum (common house spider) is the source of this 955-nucleotide messenger RNA. It is a transcript of the gene Prosalpha4, whose product is annotated as proteasome alpha4 subunit. The record is from RefSeq and is a predicted model, not a curated record. Gene Ontology annotation, biological process: ubiquitin-dependent protein catabolic process. Gene Ontology annotation, cellular component: proteasome core complex; proteasome core complex, alpha-subunit complex. Lineage: Eukaryota; Metazoa; Arthropoda; Arachnida; Araneae; Theridiidae.